Messenger RNA from Nilaparvata lugens (brown planthopper), 4634 nucleotides. RefSeq names its product myosin-9. The record is from RefSeq and is a predicted model, not a curated record. Lineage: Eukaryota; Metazoa; Arthropoda; Insecta; Hemiptera; Delphacidae. The transcript has 18 exons. Bases 239 to 4555 code for a protein of 1438 amino acids.
UGUGGGAGAGGGCGGCCAGGGGGGGGGGGUCGAAUCAACUAAAGUAAUGAAUGUUCGGCUAGAGUAGAGGGCCCCAGAGCUGUUCAGUUUAUCUCCGUCCGGCUGCCAAUCGGUCUGUGCCACAAUAAACAGGAUUUCAUCGCAACUAAGAUAAGAGAAGUCAAACGACUCGAGGAAGCACAGUAGCGGUUCUGGCAGCCGAGAACACAACAGCAAAGCAAACUCAACUCCAUCUAGAAUGACAACAGCGUUGAAGCAGGAGGCGGCGCAGCUGCGCAAGGCUGUUGAGAAGGAGCGGGGGGCGGCGGAGGCGGCUGUGGCGGAGGCUGCGACCCUGCGAGAGGCGCUCGACAGCGAGCGGAGAGCUGUGCGAGCGCUGCGCAGGGAUGUCGAACGCCAGCUGAAGGCAGUCAGGGAGGCGGAAGCCACCCGAACCGCCGAUCUCUUGCAACAGCUCAGGAACAAGUUGACAUUGGAGCUGUCAGAAGCCGUAAAAAACGAGAGAGAAGCGACCAUCAAGGCGACUACUGGCGAGCUGCAAAGGCUGCAUCAGACGCAAGAGACCGAGCUGCGCAGAGAGUUUUGCCGCAAGGAAGAAGAUCUGCGCAGGCAGCUGAGAGACGCCUUGGCUCACAGCCGGCUGCAGGAACCUGUUCCCAACACAGCUGCUGCGUCUGCAGAUAAUGCUGCGUCAGCAAAACAAGUGGCCGCUCCCUGCCCAGAAAUGUUAGCACUUCGAGCCCUCAACAAGCGACUGGAAACACGGGUGCAGGAACUGGAGGAAGCAGAAAGACGUAAUGCUGAUACAGUACGAUCGCAAUACGAGGAGCAUGCCAUGCGUGAGGCCGAACAGAACAAGGCUACCCGUAGGCAAACUCAUCUUCUGUUGGAGAAACUGAAAAGCAGGGACAGAUCAAUUGAGAAUCUCGAGAAGGAAGUCACCAUUUUGAAAGGACGAUUGGACGAGACUAGGCACGUUCGAGACCGUUUCGACUCGGAAAAACCAGGGGAAUCACCUCGCCUCGGAAUCAAACGACCCAAUACACGCAACAGCGGACUUCCUCCAGAAGCGAUGAGAGCACGAAGUAGCCGAAUGAAAGACAAUAAUUCGAACGAAUUAAACGACGAGCAGCAAAGCUGCAAAAAUUCGAAACCAUUGAUCCCAAAAACAGAUGUUAUUGGGACCAAAGAUGACAAUAAAGAUUUCAAAUCACAUAUACCAGAAGAAGAAAUCAUUAAGAACACCACUGACAUUGAUAAAAAAGAAGACAAGGAAAUUCAGACCGAUACUAAUGAAAAGCCAUGCAUUUACAAAGAAUCAGCGACCAAUACUGAUGAAGAGGGACUCGACAGCUGGACAAAGGCUGUAGGACUUGAAACACUUUACCAGGUGGUGGUACGGGAGCAUCAGGAUUUACAGCGGGCCCACCAGGCUCUGCAGGCCAAAUUGAAGACUGAGCAGCGCGCGAGGCUGGACCUCGAGUCUCCCAUCAAGACCCGAGAAGAGAACCCGAUCAAUUUGGCACUGGCCGCUCAGAUAGAGGAGCUGACUGCUAGACAAGAGGAACUGAUAUCUGAGAAUCACGACCUCAGAGAACAGAAUGAUUUACUGGAGUUCAGAAUCUUGGAAAUGGAUUCAGCACCAGCAAGUCUUCAUUUCAAGACAGCGCCGGCCAGUCCAAGCCGCACCCCGGAGAGUCGCGAUGAUGUGAGUGAUUCAGGGGUUCUGUCUUUGCCAACCAGCGAAGAUAUAUCUGAAGCUGACUUCCAUGAUCUGGCAAUGGAGCCCAGUAGCAGGGAUAUUAAAUACAAACUAGCCCAAUUGUGCCUGAGUAUAGAGAAUGUAACCGACAAAGUUAGUAUACAGCAAGGUUUGUCUCUAUUGAGGCACUAUGAAGUGAGGCUGGAGACUGCUUUGAACACCCUCUCUCAGGAUGCAUUAUCAGUUAGAUCCCUCACCUCGCCCGACUCAGUUAUAUCAUCUGAGACAUCUAAGUCACAAAGUAGAAUAAUUGCAACAGUAUUACCAUUCACAGAUCUGUCUCAGAACUGUGGUAAACAGAAAGAUGAUCUGCCACUCAAGAAACUCUUCAAAGAUGCUGAUUGUCUACAGGAGAGCGGAAUUUUCGAGGAGAGUCCUGAGUACUGCAGUCGCUGCACUCAGACCGACUGCAGUUCGGCAAAACUGGAGACCACCGGAGAUCUCAGUUUAGAGAUCAGAAAACUGAAACAAAUUCAAGAACGAAUCGAAGAGCAGGGAAGUAAUAAACGGUUACUGAGAGCUAAUAAUACCCACGAAGCAAAUGGUCUGAGUGCAGAAUCCAAAGAACUGGCGUUCUACCGCGACAGAGUAGAAAUGCUCGAGAAUAAGUUGGCUAUUUAUGAGAGCAGCGGCGAUGAACAGGCCAAGAAAAUGAAAUUGAGGCUCGAUCGAGAAAUUAUUCUAUCGGCAGAAAUCAAACACUUGAAAGAAAGGUGUCGAAUGUUGGAAGAGCUGAGCCGGAAAUUGGAUGAGGAAAAGUGCGAGUUUGAGGAAGCUGAAAAUGAUACCAGACUUAGAUGUCAAAAAUUGGAGGUAAAACUCAGUGCACUAGGAGAGAAGAAAAGUGAUUUACAAGUGCAGUUGCAGCAAAAUGCUAGAACAAUGUCAAACCUGAGGAGUUGCUUAGCAGAGGAAGAGCGCAAGCGCAUUGAAGCAAGACAGCAUGCAUCUAGAAUGGAGAAUUUGGUGCAGCACUAUGAGCAACGCAAUUUCGAAUUGGAGGAGAAAGAGAUUGAAUCACGUUGCCGAGCACAGAUGCUUGAGAAAACAAUUCCAGCGUUACAGGUUUUCAACACUUGGAAAGUUGCCAACGCUAUUUGUCAGUCAGCGGGUAGAGAUUUGAGUUCACAAGAGAGUGGAUCCAAUAAGAUGAUCAUGUCAUCCUCUGAAGUUGAAAUGAGUUGUGACGGUGGAGAUAAUCGCUUCAAAUCGCACUCAAAUCAGGAGAAAAACUUUGUGAAGAAUUUGUUGGUUCCCUCCUAUGAAACUGAAAUUGGUGAUCAAGGUAUAAAACAUCACGAAUCAUCAAAUAGAAGUGAUUGUAUCGACCAGUAUAACGAUUAUGAAGAGUACUUGCAAGACAGAAUCAAGCAACUGGAAUUUGCCAUCAAAUGUAAAGAGGAACUGCAGCAGCAGAGUCUUUCACCCGACCAAAAGAACUCCCUCAUCACCAAGCUACAGGAACUGAAGAAGACCAACUGUGACUUGGAGUGCCGACUGAAAGAUUUGGAGAUGAAAGAGGGCUACUACAAGCAGACUCUGCAGCAGGCUGACGAGAUGUGGGCCAACAUGGAGGGUGGCUACAAAGAGCAGCUCAGGGAGCUUGAGAACAAACUCGACGACAAACAGAACGAGAUCUACGAGUUCGAAGCCAUGGUGAGGAAGAUGUCGUGCGAGAAAGAAAUGAGGCAACAACUGCAGGAAAGAACGUGCUCCCUAGAGAGCGAAAUGAAGGACUACAGAUUCAAAAUCGCCGAGAAGGAGUGCGAGAGAAAACUGCUGGAGAAGGAAAGGCUGCGCCUCACCGAGGAGCUGGAGCACACCAAUGAGGAGUUCAAUUACUUGAAGCAUGUCAUCGAGCCGAGCUUGAGGCAGCAGCUGGAAGAGCACAAGAAAUUGACCAAAGAGCUCAAACGUGAGAUUGAGUCUCUAGAAAAAGAUAGAGAACAAGAAAUCGAAGAUCGUUUGGCUGAGGUAAGUGGUUUAAAAAGAAAAAUGAACAAGCUGGGUAAAGAGCUUCUAGAGAAUGAGUGUACCAUUAGUGAAUUGAGAGAAGAAGUUCAAACUUUAGAGAUAGCCGUAAUCGAACUUCGUGAGAAGCUUGAAGACGUGAAUGAUAAACAUGAGAGAGAGGUGAUGAAAAUGACCAUGGAAAUCGAUGAUAAGAGUAGAGAAAUUCAAUAUCUACAAGAGAAAUCAACCUGUGAAAUGAAGUUACCAAAAAGUGCGAGGCAAGAGCUUGAAGAGGCUGAACAACAAAUGCAAAGCUGCAACUCCAAAGAGCCAUCCACCUCCACCUCCACAUCCACCACGUGUGAUCAGAAACCCCCCAAGCGCCACAGGAAGCACAAAGCCUUAUUUCCACAUCCGACGCUCAAAAAGUUGAAUGAGAAAAUCAGAGCCGGUCUUCUCAAGGAUGACAAGGAAGUGCUGAAGAAUUCUGAUUCACAGCUGGGAGGUGAACACCUGACUGAUUAUAAUCCAAAGACUGAUUCAAUUUCUAGAAUUGCAAAAAAUUCGUUGUUAGCAGAAAUGAGAGACUCCGGUGAUAGAAGUGCAAUAGAUUUAAGGACAUUACCUCAGGAUGUUGAAGUGCAUGCGACCAAAUGUUUCAAUGUUGAAAGUUGUUAUAGAGCUGCUGCAAGUGAGCAUAGUACUUCUUCUUCUUCUUCUUCAAGUGCCAUUGAGUUGAAGGAGGACAAAGAGCUACAUGUUGAUGGUCAGUCAACAGAGUCGACUCCAAACUCCAAUACUCAGCUGGAGAAACAAAUUAGUGAGAUGAGCCAUUUAUAACACCACCAGAAACUCCCGAGAUGUACACUCUCACAAAAAACAGUCUAAAUCAAGUUCGUCGUCUGUGGACAGCUCUCAA